Molecule: messenger RNA, 1038 nt
Organism: Eutrema salsugineum
Lineage: Eukaryota; Viridiplantae; Streptophyta; Magnoliopsida; Brassicales; Brassicaceae
Product: 2-Cys peroxiredoxin BAS1, chloroplastic
Exons: 7
Coding region: 71-877 (268 amino acids)
Biological process (GO): cell redox homeostasis; hydrogen peroxide catabolic process; response to oxidative stress
Molecular function (GO): thioredoxin peroxidase activity
Source: RefSeq, a predicted model, not a curated record
UACAAAGAGAGGUCGUUGACAAAGAUAAGUUUUUCGUCGCUUUGAGAGAGAGUCACAAAGUGUAUUUUCAAUGGCGUCUGUAGCUUCUUCAACCACUCUCAUCUCCUCCACUAGGGUUUUUCCAGCCAAGUCUUCGCUUACUCAAUCCUCCUCCGUCUCUUUCCUUCGAACCCUAUCCUCUCCUUCCGCAUCUGCUUCUCUCCGCUCCGGGUCUGCUCGACGCUCUUUCCUUAGCUCAAUUCGCUCCAAUUCUCGCAGGAGCUUUGCUGUCAAAGCCCAGGCCGAUGAUCUUCCACUUGUCGGAAACAAGGCGCCUGAUUUUGAGGCGGAGGCUGUGUUCGAUCAGGAAUUCAUCAAGGUUAAGCUCUCUGAUUACAUUGGGAAGAAGUAUGUGAUUCUCUUUUUUUACCCAUUGGACUUCACUUUCGUCUGCCCUACAGAGAUUACUGCCUUCAGUGACCGGCAUGCAGAGUUUGAGAAGUUGAACACAGAAAUAUUAGGUGUCUCUGUCGAUAGUGUGUUUUCGCACCUUGCGUGGGUGCAAACAGACAGGAAAUCUGGAGGGCUUGGUGAUCUAAACUAUCCCCUUAUUUCAGAUGUCACUAAAUCGAUCUCAAAGUCAUUCGGAGUGCUCAUCCAUGAUCAGGGAAUAGCACUGAGAGGGCUCUUCAUAAUCGACAAGGAAGGAGUGAUCCAACAUUCCACCAUCAACAAUCUUGGUAUUGGCCGAAGCGUUGAUGAGACAAUGAGAACCCUCCAGGCCUUACAAUACAUCCAGGAAAACCCCGAUGAAGUCUGCCCUGCAGGAUGGAAACCAGGGGAGAAGUCAAUGAAACCUGACCCCAAGCUCAGCAAAGAAUACUUCUCAGCUAUUUAGAAGCGCUACUAAGAUAGCAAAUGGUACCAUCUUUAUUAUAUGUGAGCAGAGUUUUUUUUUUCUUUUACGCUAAACAAUGCUGUGUUUGAAUCUCACAUUCUCCUGAAAUCUAUAAACCUUACUGUUCCGUUAAUGGAGGGAAGUCUUUUAUUUUUUCAACU